Thermothelomyces thermophilus ATCC 42464 is the source of this 1623-nucleotide messenger RNA. RefSeq lists its product as uncharacterized. The transcript has a single exon. The coding region runs from base 130 to 1176 and encodes 348 amino acids. Lineage: Eukaryota; Fungi; Ascomycota; Sordariomycetes; Sordariales; Chaetomiaceae. The record is from RefSeq and is a predicted model, not a curated record.
GCAAGACGUGUUACUCCUCAAUUCUUUCACUCUUGAUUCACGACAGUAUUUUUUUCUUUUUCUUUUUCUUUUUUUUUUCAGCCGCCUAAACCCCAUCCCGUCGAUCGAGAUUAAUAACUUCAUCUCAUCAUGGAGGGCGCAGCAGGGAGCAGCCCACUCUCAUCACCACCAGCGAGCGUCGUCCAAGUCGCCCUGGGCAGCCCCAUCGGCAAGGAGGACCAAUCGCCCGUCCCGAGUGAUCAUCAGGAAGCGACGGCUGGAUCGCUGGACGUCUCUCCAAAGGAAUCCUCGGCGACUGGGCAUAAAGAAAAGGCCCAAGGAAAGGCCUCUGCAAAGGCCAAGGAAAAAAAACGGGCGACUCAAGACUCUGAUGAGGGAACCCAGUCUAGCACUCAAAAGCGCAAGGCCAGCGUUUCCCGAAAGACGGCGCCCGUGAAGAAGGCUCGGCACACGGCAUCUGAAGCUCGGAAAACCUCGGCGCAGGACAAGAAAUGGGAAGCCCCGUUUGUCUUCACCGACCCAAGGUCCCCGCUCGCAUACGCUGAUCUAAGAGUACGCGCCCCGUCCCUGUCGCUCAAGGACUUGAACGUACUAACAUCGCCUUCAAAGGCAAUCCUACUGCACCCAGAUGCUUGGGAUGUCCUGACUCCGGAGGAGAAGAAGGAAGUGUUGGCCAAGUGUCCGGAUGGGACCCCUAUUCUGGAUGCAGGCACCGAGGCCGCCCGCCCAGACCUGGCGUCGCUGGCCAACGACGACAACUUCCGCUACGAUUGUGUCCGCUAUUGCGAGAACAUUGAGCUCGGCCGCCACGACGAGGAAUGGCUGAGGCAGGCCUGGGUGGCCCACGAAAAGCAUAAGCGAGGUGAUUAUGACGACUUUCUCCGGGAGCAGUUCGAGGAAGACUGGGGCAUCCAAAUGCCGGUCGAAAGCAAGGCUCAGGAAUCCGAGCCACCGGACGCCUACAAAGACGUUACGACUGAUGCUGCCUGCCCAACCCCUCCCGAUGCUCCGGAGGCUUCCGAAGAAAAGGGCUCUUCCCCGCGGCCAUCCAAGCCACCGGACCGUUCCCCUUCAACCCAACAGAGUUCCGAUACCCGCAACGAUCACGCCAACUCGCGUGCGGUCCCACAGGGGCAAGAAGUGGCCGCAUCAACUCUUGCUGCCCAGUCUGAUUAGGAGUCGGACGAGCUAGCUAGAGAGGAGACGUCAGACGGAAGUGCUGCUGCAAAGGCACACAACCCGGCGAACAGACGGGGCCCAGAGGUGACAGGAAGACAGUCACUCCGGGACCUUGCAAAGCCAAAGGACGAGCCGGGCAGUCGGUAUCCAACCCUGUCAAGGGAUCUGAGGGUGAGCUGGUUGUCGAGUUGAAACAGCGCCGUCGCCGGCGGCGGAGCUGGGACUGAUGGCAUGUACUAGUAUGGGAUUCGUUUUCCUAUUGGGCCCCUCAUGUUCCUGCGUUUGCUUGUCUAUCUAUCAUUGCCAACUCCGGACUCCAUUCCGUGCUUCUUCAUGGGAUUGAGAUGAUCAACGAAUAAGCGAGGCACAACGGGCAGACAUAACCGGCAGGGUCUGGGUGGGAGUUAGAACCGGGGACACGGCGUACUGCAUUUGUUAAGAGGG